This is a messenger RNA of Cryptomeria japonica (Japanese cedar), 4825 nucleotides long. RefSeq lists its product as uncharacterized. Gene Ontology annotation, molecular function: sequence-specific DNA binding; zinc ion binding. The record is from RefSeq and is a predicted model, not a curated record. The transcript is spliced from 3 exons. Gene Ontology annotation, biological process: regulation of DNA-templated transcription. The coding region runs from base 284 to 2209 and encodes 641 amino acids. Lineage: Eukaryota; Viridiplantae; Streptophyta; Pinopsida; Cupressales; Cupressaceae.
ACGCUUCUCGGUAUUUAUUUAUUUUACUUUAGAAUAAUGAAGGUCAAAGGCUCAGACUGACAAUUGUUCUUCUAACUUCCCUUCCGACUCAUAUGUUGUUCUGCCAGCAAUAUAAAUGGCACGUAUGAUUCAGAAGACAUUUGAUUUUCAUGACUGUUUGAUAGAAUUUCGACUGUUUUCUGAACUUAGGGUGCGUUGAUAGAUUUAAUUGGGGUUGGUGCCGACACAAUUCGGGGGAUUUCACCUAAUAGCAUGAGGAAUCUGUGAGGAUAAACUAUAAACCAUGGAAGCCGACAGCAAGGAAGUUUACCCUACCCAAUUGGAUCUACUGGUGAACAGAAUGAAUUGCACAAAUACUGAUGACAGUUCCAUAACUGAAAUGAAGAGCUCUGAGUUCACUGUCGAUAAUGAUGGCUUUUACGAUCCUGGCGAUGAUUUGGCAGAGCUUCACUGGCUUGCGAGCUUUUUAGAGGAACCUUCACUAGGAAAUGCACCAAAACCACCGGUUUAUCCUUGUUUUGGAGCACAAACUAAGGAUAUACAUGGUGCAGAACAAAUUUCUGAUGAGUUUAGGAACUCAAGUAGUAUUUCAGCAUUGGAAAGCAGCUCUUGUUCUGGAAAUAUACCUAAUCGUAUUCCUGAUGUGACUGCUUCAGGAAAGGUAAGAAGUAUCACGUUAAGAGUCCCGUGUAGCAAUUGGCAUUCCAGGAGUUCUUCCCUUGCUAAAUCUAAUCCGGACUCGGAGAUUUGUUCAAACGCUUCUGUCUCUGCUAAUGCUGCUGUCUCCAAUUCUUCAGAUUUCUUGAGUUCUGAGCAAGCAAAAUCCAAAUGCUCAAACAGACUUUGUGAGACAGAUCAGGGAAUUGAAGCAAAAUGGGAGGAUGCGACAAAGGUCAUCAAAUGCAUGAACUGUGACACACAGAAAACCGCUUACUGGAAAGAUGGACCAAAGAGACACUGUAUUUCUUGCCUUACAAAGCAUAAUAUGUCUGUAGGCCAUCUAAAUCACUUCGUCUCUGAGAAAAAAGAAUGGCAUUUUUCAAACAAGAUUUUCAAGAGACGGCAGGGGAUCAAAAAGAAGGAACAAGGUAAGCUACGGGUCAUAAAAUGCAUGCACUGUGGCACCCAUAAAACUCCACAGUGGAGAGCUGGACCAAUGGGUCCUAAGACACUAUGCAAUGCCUGCGGCGUGAGAUAUAGGUAUGGAGGACUUGUACCAGAAUAUAGACCUUCUGCAAGUCCUACAUUUUCGGUUGAUAAGCACUCCAACUCCCAUAAGAAGAUCUUGGAAAUGAUCGGUCAAAAGGAAUUUACAUCACAAGCCUCCGAGGCAAAAAAAACAUGUUCUGGUUCUGAAGUACAAGCUUCCUACAUGAAACCAUCACAAGAAGUAUUGGAAAACUGUCCAAACUCUUCCCUCCUUGCUAAUACUGCAGUAUGUAGUGGUUCAGAUUACUUUGUUUCCAAGCAGACAAAAUCUGAUUCCUUAAAAGAAAUCCCAAAGUCGAAGCAGGGGAUUAUUAGAAAGGGGCAAGCUGCAACGAAUGCCAGGAAAUGUGUUGACUGUGGCAACCAGAAAACCCCACAUCGUAGAGCUGGAACAAUGGAUUGUAAGACACCAUGCAACACCAGUGAUGUUAAUUCUGGAAGAAAUUCGCCAGAGUACAGACCUGUUGCAAGUCCUAUAUUUUCGGUUGAUAAACACUCUUACUCCCACAAGUCGGUCUUGGAAAGGAAGGCGCAAAAGGAAUUUGUCUAUCAGGAAAAACAAACACAUAUUGCUUCCGAAUUACAAGAUUCAUGUGCUGAACCACCACAAAAUGGAUUGGAGAAUCAACCAAAAUCUUUUCUCUCUGCUGAUGGUUCAGUCUGUAGUGGUUCUGAUCACUUUGUUUCUAAGCAAGUGAACUCUGAUCCCCUAAAAAAGAUUCAAAAGACAAACCAGGGGAUCAUUAGAAAGGUGCAGAAGGCAAUUAAGGCCAGGAAAUGCAUGCACUGCAGCAUUAAAAGAACCCCACAAUGGAGAGAUGGACCAAUGGGUCCUAAGACAUUAUGCAAUGCCUGUGGAGUGAGAUACAGGUCUGGAAAACUUCUACCAGAAUACAGACCUGCUGCCAGUCCUACAUUCUCAGCGACUAAACACUCAAACUCCCACAAAAAGGUCUUGGAAAUGAGGAGUCAAAAGGAAUUAGCAGCCCACCCUUCAUAGACCAAAUCAACACAUUUUGGUUUCCAAAUACAGCCUUCUUAUAUGUAAACAUCACAAAAAGCUGGCAAUAUUAAUUAUUGAGGAAUUGAGACAUUCAAAGCUCAUCUCAGGCAUGUAGCUUUUGACUAAGGAUUCUUUUAUUAUUUGUAAUUGGUUCUUAGUGCAGGAGGUUGCUCGGUGAAAUCAUUUUUGCAGACAUUAUUCUUUAACAAAUACAAUCGAUAUGUAAGGUCCAAAAUUUUAGUUUCUUGCUGCCGAAACCUGUAUUUUGUCUCGAGGGAAGUGGAAUAUAGACAAGGUUGUAGAUUUAUUGUAUGCAAUUACUAAUAUUUUCUGCCUCUGUGUUGGGUGUGGAAUACUCUAGGAAAAUAAUCAAUGCACUAAGUGUGGAGCAGACACAAUGGUCUUGUAAAAUUGAAUUUAAAAUCCAUAUCUUGAUAGCAUUGGGGAUGUCCUCUGUAACAGUCUUCAGCCUUUCCCAAAUGAUGAUUUUGAAGCUUCAGCCCUAGUGCUAGGUCUAAGGAUUGUCUAUGUGGAAAAUACAAGGAUGACAUUGAGAGUGACUCAAUAAUUGUUAUCAUUAACCUGAAAAAUAAGGGUUAAAGAUCUGCUGGUUAUACAUGAUACGUAGUCAUAUCAAAGACAUCUAUAAUCUAAAAUGGGUUAUUUUCAGAGCUCAAAAAUUCAUCUAACUAGGAUCUUGAUAUCUAUUUAGUAUUACUGAAAGGAAAGUACAUGAAAUCUAACGCAGAGCGGACUUCAUUCCAAGAAAUUUAGUAAAAUACAUAACAUAGAAAUCUGAAUUGAAAUUACAUUUUAUUCUUAGAGAUACAUACUAUAAUAAUGUGGUCUUUGGCUUAUUCACGUGUAUCUAAAUAACUUGCCAUUCUAGAAGCUAACACUUCUACUUUCUCUACCCAAUAUAACUUAUAGAUCUGUCUCAUUGGCUUCCCUUUAUAGCUAGUUUCAGAUUAAACAUUGUCAUUCUUCCCUAGCCAUUACAAGUCGGCUUGUUUCCCUCUACUUCUUCUAAUUGUCAACACAGUAAAAACUGUUUCAUACAAACUUACACUCUAAGCAACAGAAAGGCCAACUUCACACUUAAAUACAUACAUAACAAAAUAUGUAUAUAGUCCAUAUUACAUUUAUACAAAGAGUAUCCAGAAACCCCCUAACAGUAAGGCAAUCACUAGCUGUCCUCUGAAGACCAUCUUGGAUGAGGCCUUCCAGCUCGUAUCUUCCAAAUAGUAAGGAAAUCACGAGACGCAUCUGAAGGCCAUCCUGGAUGGGGCCUUCCAGAAUUCGUGUGUUACAUGUUACUGCCUGGUAAACAGACCACAAAACUAACAAGGAACUUCUCUUGCCCCAUAUCAAACUCAGACGAUUACAAGCCAGAUUUCAAAGCAUUAGGAGGGGUUAGAGAGCCACUAGAAAACAUAUUUCAUAAAGCUCAAGGUAUUGCUACACUAAUUAAGAAAAGUGGGGUAGCUAUAAUGAAGAGAAAGUUAUGUAUACAUUCAACAAAAGUAUUGUGUUUCUGGUUUGGCCAUGCUAGGUCGUGUUGAUGUGUGUUUUAUGCACAUAACAAUACAGAAUAAAUUACCAAGAUAAUUUACCCUCUCUUGAACAAAAUCACCUCAGAUGCUAAGAAUGAGAUCAACUAAAAUGUUUCCAAGGUUUCUACAUGUCAGGUCUUGACGAGUGGGUAAGUUCAGUGGUUGAUAUGAAUUGCUGUGUUUCACUUGGGGACUUACGCAAAUGUUUGGAUUAUCAUGAAUGAUGCAGAAUAGGUGUGCUGACAACUUAAGAUUUAUCAAUAUGGCUCUGGAUUUACUUCUUACUAAAAAAGGGAGAAAAAGAAUACGGUUCAGGAAAUCUAUUCUAAGCCUAGGAAUGUAGGAAAUGAUGAAUGGAUCUAGUGGAAUCAAACCAAGCAAGGUCUCACAAUCAGGUAUUGACACAAGUUUAGUGCAAUCAUCUAAGGUAUACUUAAAGAUUUUCAGGCUAUCACCAUCAAAUGUAGACACCAUCCAAGUUGAUGCUUGUCAACGGACGCGUAAUAGUUGAAGUUAUGCUUACUCAAAUUUCAGUUGACCACACAAGGCGCGCUUACCAACGGCAAGAGGCUAGUGGUAUGGAUUAAGGAUUCCACACAAAUAUACUCAACAAAUCUUCCACUCAAUCUAACAUACAUGAAAAUAAAUUCUAAUCUAAAUUCUAAUCUAACUUGGAGGAAUUGAGAACCAUGAAUGCAAAUACAACACUUGAAGAGCAAAAUCACCAACAAUUGAACAAUGAUUAGGAUUCAAAUAGCUGCAGCAUUUACCAACAAUUCUACAAAAACUCUCCCUUACAAAUGAGAGACAAGGAGGCAUAUAUAGAGCCUCAAAAGAAAUGAAUGGCUCAGAUUGAUUCAAGAUCAACGACCAAGAUUACAAGAUAACCCUAAUUAGGGUUUGUACAACCACCAGUACAUUGGCCAAUAAGAAACGAGGAUAGGUAAGAUAAAUAAUAUUUGAUGUAGCGCCAUGUGUCACCUAUUCCCUCCUUGAAUGAAUGUUGACUUGGUACCCUUUGAUUGAACGAGUGGUGACUAGGAUGCCACCUCAGCUUGCC